Zingiber officinale is the source of this 462-nucleotide messenger RNA. RefSeq lists its product as uncharacterized. Bases 1 to 462 code for a protein of 153 amino acids. The transcript has 2 exons. Lineage: Eukaryota; Viridiplantae; Streptophyta; Magnoliopsida; Zingiberales; Zingiberaceae. The record is from RefSeq and is a predicted model, not a curated record.
AUGGGUAUAGGUGCUGUACUUAUGCAAGAAAUGAGACUGAUUGCUUACUUGAGUGAGAAGUUGACUGGAGAAACUCUCAACUAUUUCACAUAUGACAAAGAGAUGCAUGCAUUGGUGAGAGCAUUAGAGACAUGGCAGCAUUACCUAUUGCCAAAAGAAUUCAUGAUUCACACAAAUUAUCAGUCUCUAAAACAUUUGAAAGGCCAACAUAAGUUGAACUUAUGUCAUGCUAAAUGGGUGGAGUUCAUCGAGACAUUUCCUUAUGUGAUCCGAUGUAAGCAAGAUAAAGAGAAUGUGGUCAUUGAUGCAUUAUCUCGAAGGUACGCUUUACUUUCCAUUUUAGAUACGAAAUUACUUGGAUUUGAAUAUAUGAAGGAUUUAUAUGCUAACGAUAUUGAUUUUUCUGAAAUGUUCAAAGUAUGUGAAAAGGUUGCAUUAGGAAAGCCCAUAGUGGUAGCUUGA